Ochlerotatus camptorhynchus is the source of this 794-nucleotide messenger RNA. Its product is annotated as larval cuticle protein A2B-like. The record is from RefSeq and is a predicted model, not a curated record. Lineage: Eukaryota; Metazoa; Arthropoda; Insecta; Diptera; Culicidae. The transcript has 2 exons. Bases 109 to 768 code for a protein of 219 amino acids. Gene Ontology annotation, cellular component: extracellular matrix.
UGUCUCGGUUUGAGAGGCAAGUAUAAAUUGGCCACUGCAGUCUGAUUACGGCACAGUUCAAUCGAUUGUUUAGUGCUGUGAACAACUACUUCUUCCGAUCAACCAAACAUGGCUUUCAAGUUCCUGACCUUCUGCGCCCUGGUGGCCGUUGCCCGCGCUGGAGUCAUCGCUCCAGCUGCUGUGGCUUACGCCCAUGCUCCAGUGGCCAAGACUUUGGCUUAUGCUGCCCCAGCUCAAGUGGCCUACGCCCAUGCCCCGGCUGCCCAUGUAGCCUAUGCUGCCCCGGCUGCCCACGUCACCUACGCCGCCCCAGUUACCAAGACCAUCGUUUCUGCUCCAGUGACCAAGACCCUCGUCGCUGCCCCACUUGCCAAGACCAUUGUUGCCGAUGAGUACGACCCGAACCCACAGUACUCUUACUCGUACGGAAUCUCCGAUGCCCUGACCGGAGACUCCAAGUCCCAACAGGAAUCGCGCAACGGAGAUGUCGUCCAGGGAUCCUACUCUCUGGUUGAUGCUGAUGGCUUCAAGCGCACUGUCGAGUACACCGCCGACCCACACAACGGAUUCAACGCCGUCGUCCACCGUGAACCACUGGUCAAGACCGUCGCUGCUGCCCCCGUCGCCAAGGUCGCUUAUGCCGCUGCUCCAGUCGCUUAUGCCGCCCCAAUUGCCAAGACCAUUGUCUCUGCCCCGGCUGUGACCAAGACCAUCGUGUCCCAGCCUGCCGUAGCCUAUGCUGCCCCAGCAUACGCCUACCAUCACUAAACGAUCAAGACUGUCAAGAAGUACAA